Amphimedon queenslandica is the source of this 1391-nucleotide messenger RNA. RefSeq names its product protein F37C4.5-like. Lineage: Eukaryota; Metazoa; Porifera; Demospongiae; Haplosclerida; Niphatidae. The coding region runs from base 75 to 1298 and encodes 407 amino acids. The record is from RefSeq and is a predicted model, not a curated record. The transcript is spliced from 7 exons.
CUGAGUAGGAUUGACCAUCUGUGGAUUAACAGUUUGGAUUGACAUCAUGUUUAUUCAUUGAAAGAGCAUUUUGCAUGUUACAUUUUUUUCCCUUUCCCUCCCUCCCUCUCUCCUUCUACAGGUCAGUGAAGGUUAUUCUUCAUUCUAUUGAGAAGGUUGAUGUUACACUGGUUGUCUCUUACGUUGUGAAGAAUGCUUCAUGGUCACCAAUUUAUGAUAUCAGAGUGUUCACUAAAGAUAAGACUCUUAAGACUCAUUACUAUGGUUUAAUAAAGCAGUCCACAGGAGAGGACUGGGAUAAUGCCAGUAUAUCCCUCUCAACUGCCCAGCCUGAUGUUGGAGGAUCACCUCCUUCACUGGGAGUCCAUCACAUUGGAUUUGAGAGAGCACGUUAUGUCACAAGGAGCUAUAAAAAGAAAGCAGGUUUCAACUUCAUUAGCAGUUAUGGAGGAGACUCAGCGUCUGAUGAUGAUGAAUGGUUUGAGGAUGAUAGUGACAAAAUGAUGAAUGCUGGGUUUACUGGACUGGAACUUUGUGCUGUGCCUGAUAUACCUCUUGAUGGAGGCUCACCAGUAGCAAAGAGAAAAGCAGCUAAAGCACCUUCUCUUGAGGUUGAUGUCUCUAAAGUUGAAACAGGUCAGUUGUACAAUGCUUUGUUUUCAAUUCCACGUACAUCAACCAUACCUUCUGAUAAUACUGAACACAAGGUUACUGUUGGUAUUCUUGAUAUGGCUCCUGAUUUCAGUUAUGUUGCUGUCCCAAGGCUCUCUCCUUCUUCAUUCCUUCAAGCAGCAGUGAAGAACACUUCACCCUAUGCUAUACUGGCAGGACCGGCCAAUGUAUUCCUGGAUAACAACUUCCUUACUAAAUCAAACUUGCCAAGCACUUCACCAAAUGAAGAGUUCACUAUUAGUCUUGGGGUUGACGAAAGCGUUCGAAUAACAUGUCAACCAAUGAACAUUGUCCGAGGAACAACAGGUCGUAUAACAAAGAAUAAUCAUUUGUCAUACACGUUUGUGUAUACCGUGAAGAACACUCAAGCUAACGUUGUCAAAGUGAAGGUCAUGGAGCAAGUGCCUUUGAGCUCUGAUGAAAAAUUAAAAGUAUUGGUUCAGCAACCUGAUUUAAAGAAGCAGAAAGUUAAAGUCCCAUUCUCUCAUGGCUACUCUCUCUUGAAUGAAGACAACAACAUAGAGUGGCACUGUACACUGCCUCCUGACACAUCUACUGACCUUCAGUUAGUGUACACUUUAGAUUUCCCUCCUAAUGAUUUAGUUACCGGAUUACCAAACUCCUAAAUUAAUAUAAUAUGGAAAGUAACACAAUUAGUUCAGUACGUGUAUGCUGUAGAAUUGAUUUUAUUUUUAGUUGAAAUGUGGUUUUAAAAUUUU